CUCCAGAAAAUUUUGUAAGUUUUAUUUUACAUCGUUCACUCGUGUCUCUAUAUAUGAUUGUGAUUCUUUAUUAUAAUGUGCAUUUUAACAAAAUUAAAGAACUUAUUAUAAAAUCUAAAAAUUAUUUUAUAUUUUUAAAAGUGUACAUAUCAUAAUAAGUUUUUUAUAUUUUUAUAAUAUCUUGUAAUGUAUUGCAUGUUAGUUACAAAGUAAUGCUAAAAAUUUGGUUGGAUGUUUGCAAUCUUAUAGAUGAAACAUAACCAGAACACAUUCAAAGAUUUUCCCACUUAUGUAGAUUCAAUUGAAAGUUAUAAGAACUAUUUAAAUUCAUAACUUUUAAAAAAUUUGAAUAACUUGCUCUUUUUCUAAUAUUAAUAGAUAAUGAAAUUAUUUUGAUAUUGGAAAAUUAUUGAAUUACACAAAUUAAAGUUGAACAAGCCAAUGAAGCGAAAGCAGCCAUCUUGGAAAAUCCUUUUUCGCAUUUCGAACGAACGAAGUGUCAAAUAUCGAUAAUUAUUUCAUCUCAGACGACUGAACUAAAAAUUUUUACAAGAAUUUUGCUUUCUUAGAAAAGUUAGAUUUUUUAAAGCGAUCUCAAAAUUGAAAUGUAAAAAUUAAUUUCGCGCCAUAAAAUAAUAUUAUUCAAUAGUUGCAUUUAAAAGUAAGAAAAAUAUACAAGCGAGUUGCGAUACAAACAACUCGAGUAAGAAAGGGGUAGGAGAAUUUUUCUAUUGAAAGUUGGAAAUAAUAUAAGCAAGACGGCUUCGCAAAAAAAAUCGUCUAAGAAGAUGGCGGAGACCAAAGAAUUAGAGAAUAUGAUAUUGAGUUUUCGAGUGUCUGAACUUCAGAUGCUUCUUGGUUUUGCUGGUAGAAAUAAAUCAGGUAGAAAAAACGAAUUACAAGGUCGUGCAUUAGAAUUGUUACGUUUGAGGUCUCAUCCAAUUCAACUCAAAAUACGUGAACUAUAUAAAACUAUACAAGCUGAUCAAUUAGCUGCACAUCAAAUGUAUGGUCAAACAGGUAGUUCUGGUGAGCCACAGAUAGAUCAAAACAUGCAUUCCAGAAAUUAUUAUACAAGACAAGCUAUCAGUCAGCAACAACAAUCACAGUCUUCAGUUUCUAGUGGAAAAGAUUUGCCACCUGCUCAUCAAGCAUCACUACCUCAAGCACCUAGAACUAAUCCAGUGUAUCAAUCAGGAUAUACUAGUGUAACACCACAACAAACAACAAGUGCAGCUUACAAUCCAUAUCCAUAUACACCAAAAGUUUUACCAUCACCAUUACAAAUUCAACCCAGAAGUCAGUAUCCUGUUCAUCCAGAUGUCAGACUUAAAAAGCUACCAUUUUUUGAUUUAUUGGCUGAGUUAUUAAAGCCAUCUAGUCUAAUGCCUCAGGGGUCUAUGCGACUUCAAGAAAAUACAUUUAUGUUUCAUUUAACACCACAGCAAUCAACAGAUGUAGCAAGUUCGCGUGAUUGUCGUGCAGGAAGUAAAAUGGAUUAUACAGUACAGAUACAAAUGCGAUUUUGUUUACAAGAGACUUCAUGUGAACAAGAAGAUUGUUUUCCACCAAGUAUUGCUGUAAAAGUUAAUGGAAAAUUAUGUCCCUUACCUAAUCCAAUACCUACUAAUAAACCCGGAGUAGAACCAAAGAGGCCACCAAGGCCUGUUAAUAUUAGUCCUUUAGUUAAAUUAUCUCCUACUGUAGCAAAUCAAAUUCACGUAACGUGGUCGGCUGAUUAUGGCAGACGAUAUGCAAUUGCGAUAUAUCUAGUAAGAAAACUUUCAAGUGCUGAAUUAUUAUCAAGGUUAAAAAGUAGAGGUGUUCGACAUUCGGAUUAUACAAGAGGUUUAAUUAAGGAAAAACUUAACGAAGAUGCAGAUAGUGAAAUAGCGACAACUUCACUUAGAGUAUCUUUAGCUUGUCCAUUAGGUAAAAUGCGAAUGAGUACACCAUGUCGGGCGACAACAUGUUCGCAUUUGCAAUGUUUUGAUGCAUCAUUGUUUCUUCAAAUGAAUGAAAGAAAACCAACAUGGAAUUGUCCAGUUUGUGAUAAACCAGCGUUAUAUGAUAAUCUCGUUAUCGAUGGAUACUUCCAAGAAGUAUUAAAUUCUAAGAAAUUAUUACCAGAUGUAAAUGAAAUUCAAUUAUUGCAAGACGGAUCUUGGGAAAAUUUAGUUUUAAAAAAAGAAAAGGAUAAAGAGAAGAACGAAACAAAAGUUAUUACAAAUUCGCAAGAUCGUAAAAUCGAUGUUGAUACAGUUGAUCUUGAUGAAAGCAGCCUUACACCUCAAAAGGAAAAGAAACGAGCUGUUGUGAUUGAUUUAAUAUCAGAUAGUGAUGAUGAUGAUGAACAUACCACACCGACACAAAGUACAAAAAAAAUUGCUAGUGGUACUUCUUCACCAAAAAAAUCACAAACUAGCUCGAUUAGCAGUACAAGCGAAUCGCCAGAAUUAAUGAUAAUCGAUUUAGAGUAGAAUUUUUUGUAUUUAUUAAAUUUAUUAUUAUCAAAUUGCCAAAUUUUAAAGCAAAUAUGCAAUUUUGUACAGAAGAAAAACUAAAAGUUUAAUAGUUUUAUGAUUAUCUUACACAAAAGUUACUGUAUAGUAAUAAGUAUAAUUCAUAACGUUUUUACUUUUGGUACUUAAAAUUUGACAAAAAUAAGCAAAAUAUUUUUUUUUAUAUAUGUAUAAUAAUCUAGCAUUCCUUCAUUAGAUAUGUAGAGAUGAUACAUUAUUUGUUUGAUACAUUAUUUAACUCAUAAUGUAUAAAUAAGAUCAAAUUAAUUUAAAUAAUAAAUUGCUUUAUUAUACUUUUUCAUUAUCAUAAUAAAAUCAUAUAAUUUCGUCUAAAAUAAUAGUCAUUUUGAAUUUUAAGGUUAUUUUGUAAUAUAAAUUUCUUAUUAACUUUAAUGUGUAAAUGAAAGAGUGAAAUAUAAAAUGUAAAUACUUGUAUUACAAA
Apis cerana (Asiatic honeybee) is the source of this 2964-nucleotide messenger RNA. It is a transcript of the gene Su(var)2-10, whose product is annotated as E3 SUMO-protein ligase Su(var)2-10. Gene Ontology annotation, cellular component: chromatin. Lineage: Eukaryota; Metazoa; Arthropoda; Insecta; Hymenoptera; Apidae. Gene Ontology annotation, biological process: protein sumoylation; regulation of transcription by RNA polymerase II. The record is from RefSeq and is a predicted model, not a curated record. Gene Ontology annotation, molecular function: transcription coregulator activity; zinc ion binding; SUMO ligase activity.